AGAGAGACAUCAACUUGUUGCCCACUUAUUCAUGCACGCAUUGGUUGAUUCCUGUGUGUCCUGACCAGAGAGCGAACCCAAAACCUCUCAACCCUGGCAGGUGGGGACGGCGCUCCAGCCAACUGAGCCGCCGCCAGGGCAGGGCUGUGAGAUUGUGAAGCCACGGCGCCACCUCUGCGGUCAGGGCGGGAAUAUGACGGGUUUAGGAACACGGAGGCCAGUUCUCAGAUAGUCGAGUCCCAGAGGCUGUUCGAGAAGCUGUUUGGGAAUCGUCCUUACUCGGCAGAGCUGACAUAAGGAGACCCAGCCGCUCUUUUUAAAAAAAAUAUAUAUUUUUAUUGACUUCAGAGAGGGAGGGAGAUGGAAACCUCAAUGAUGAGAGGGAACCAUGGACCGGCUGCCUCCCGCACGCCCCGCACUGGGGAUGGAGCCCACAACCCGGGCCUGUGCCCUGACCGGGAUCGAACAGAGACGCCAACCACUUCGUGCGCCGGCUGGCGACAGCCGCUCUUACUCCUCGUUUCUCGGGAGGCCCCAGGCUGCUCCAGGCCACGUGUGGGCCCUGGAGCCCGGACCCGCCUGCCGUGGACCUCGGGCUGCUGUUCCCUGAGCUCGUGGCCAUGUGCCCGGCUCUGGGCGAAGCAGGCGGCUCACGGAUGGUCCCCAAAGACCCCCUUCCCCGGGCUGCCUGCAGGCCGGGCGCCUUGGCCGCGUUCCCAGACGCGCUGCUCCCUCUCCGUGCCUGACCGCGCGGUUCCUGCCGUCCCUGACACGUCCUCCCCGCCUUUCAUUUUUCCCAGACUGUUCGUUUUCAGUGAGUUUCACCUUCUGAAGACGCUGCUCCUGUGGGUCUACCUGCAAGUGAACCCGCGGCUGCUGGUGCUGCCCACCCACGAGGCCGUGAUGACCUUCUUCAGCAGCUUCCCCAAGAAGACCUGCUUCCUGGACCAGGACAUGGAGUACGGCUUCAUGGAGCUCUUCCUCUGCCUGCGUCUGCACGGCAUCAUCCGAGGCCAAGACCUGGACGUGCUGAGGCACCUGAACUUCUUCCCCGAGUCCUGGCUGAUCCGGGUCACCGCCAACCAUUACCACGCGAUGGAGUGCGGGGGCGACAUGGCUUUCGCGAAAGACCUCCCCCACCAGGCGGUGAGGUUCGGGCUGCUCUUCUAUAAGGAGUACACGUCGUAUUCGGAAAUGAUUGCCAUCUACGGGUUCUUCUUUGCCAUGAGGGGCAUCCGAAACAACAGCACCUCCUACAGCUUCUACAUGCAGAGAAUCAGGCCGGCGGACGUGGGGAUCCCCUCCGAGGUCUGCGAGCACGGCCUGGUCAGCCUGUGGCCCCAGCGCCUGGUCAAGUACGAGAUCAGGGCGCAUGCGUGGGUGGAUGGCCAGUGGCAGGAUUUCGGGACCAAGCCCGUCCUGCAGAAGUUCCAGUUCGUCAGGCCAACCUGCAAGAGCCAAGUCUUACAAAUCCAAACUGUGGGCAGCCCGAUCUACGUCAGCUUCUCGUUCAUCUUCCCAGCGUCUUGACAGCUUCCAGAAGAAUCUACGGGGUGUUUUCUCUCCCACGGCUCUGCAUAACGGAGAAUAAAGUGAUGUUGAAGGGAA
Myotis lucifugus (little brown bat) is the source of this 1608-nucleotide messenger RNA. RefSeq names its product BTB domain containing 16 (gene BTBD16). The record is from RefSeq and is a predicted model, not a curated record. Bases 361 to 1530 code for a protein of 389 amino acids. The transcript has 7 exons. NCBI's taxonomy places the organism in Eukaryota, Metazoa, Chordata, Mammalia, Chiroptera, Vespertilionidae.